Orbicella faveolata is the source of this 3531-nucleotide messenger RNA. RefSeq lists its product as uncharacterized. Gene Ontology annotation, molecular function: calcium ion binding. The record is from RefSeq and is a predicted model, not a curated record. Lineage: Eukaryota; Metazoa; Cnidaria; Anthozoa; Scleractinia; Merulinidae.
CACAGACCAGGACACUGUGGUUUAUCAUAAUCUCAACCCAUUAAUCACAACACGGUACAUUCGUUUUGUACCAGUCGCUUGGAAUGGCAACAUUUCAAUGAGAGUGGAGCUGUAUGGCUGUAAGCAAGAUAUAGAUGAGUGUACCAACGGAACACACAGCUGUGAUGUUAAUGCUGUGUGUAACAACACCCGGGGAUCCUAUAACUGCACUUGCAAAGACGGAUUUUAUGGAGAUGGAAUAAACUGCACAGAUAUCGAUGAGUGCACCAACGGUACACACAGCUGUGAUGUUAAUGCUGUGUGUAACAACACCCGGGGAUCCUAUAACUGCACGUGCAAAGAUGGAUUUUAUGGGGAUGGAAUGAACUGCACUGAUAUAGACGAGUGUGCCAACGGAACACACAGCUGUGAUGUUAAUGCUUUGUGUAACAACACCCGGGGAUCCUAUAACUGCACGUGCAAAGAUGGAUUUCACGGAGAUGGAAUGAACUGCACUGAUAUCAAUGAGUGUACCAACGCAACACACAACUGUAGUGUUAAUGCUGUGUGUAACAACACCCGGGGAUCCUAUAACUGCACGUGCAAAGAUGGAUUUCGUGGAGAUGGAAAAACUUGCAGAGGAUUCAAUGCUACCUUUACAAGUCUCGGAACUAGUGGAAAAGAUGGUCCAACGUCACUCGGUAGUUACUACACAGGUCAGGAUCAUGACUGUCAAGUUACACUGUCCGACGGCAUUCAACAGUGGACUGUGCCGUACACUGAUCAAUACAGAAUAGAAGCAGUAGGAGCUGCAGGGGGAUACAGCAAACAUCAUAACGACGGUCAAUAUCGAGGAAGAGGUGCCAGAAUGGCAGGCACUUUCAACUUAUCCAAAGAUGAACUGAUUCAAAUUCUCGUUGGUCAGGAGGGAGGAAUAAGAAACCAAGGUAGGAGUUCUGGAGGUGGUGGAGGAACAUUUGUAGUGAGAGGAAGGAAUACUUCUUUGAUAGUGGCUGGAGGAGGUGGAGGCCUCAGAGCUGUAACAAAAAGACACCAGGGAUGUGAUGCCAGCAUAAACACAACAGGGAAUCCUGGACACAAAUCAUGGUCAGGAGGCAGCAAUGGACACGGUGCAAUGAGUGGUGAUGAUAAGCCGUCAGGUGAGGGUAAAAAUGAGAAUGAUUUUAUUUACUUCACCAGAGUCAGUUGCCGACGAGACACAUUUGAUUUGCAAGCAGUCGAUUCAUCGGCUUUAAAUAUUUACCUCAAAACCUCCUCGAUGUUGGGUGGCGGCGGCGGUUUUUACUCUAGCGGGAGAAAUGGAACGCCGCCGGACAGAGGUGGAGAAGGGGGUGAAGGAUUUCUUCAAGGAGGAGUGGGUGGAAAAUCUAAAUGGAGAAGGGCAAACGGUGGUUUUGGAGGGGGUGGUGGUGCGGGUUGGGGUGGAGGCAGUGGUGGAGGCGGUAAUGGAGGCGGUGGUGGAGGCGGUGGUGGAGGGUACUCCGGAGGAAGCAGUGGGAGUAAUAAAAAGGAUUCCUGUGGAGGAGGGGGAGGUUCCUAUAAUGUUGGAAAAGAUCAGCAAAGUGAUUGCUGUUACAAUGCAGCUGGUCAUGGCAAGGUGAUCAUUACAUUACUGUAGAAAAAUAAACCACGUACCGCUGUAUUUUCAGCUAUAGAACUGUUAUUAUAUUAGCUAUAAUUUUUUUGCCUGUAACUGUCUUUGACUCCUCUCACAUGUUGAUAGAUUCAGAAGAAUUGAUCACUAUAUAAAUUCCCUUUUAAGAGUGUUUUUUGAUAUAUUUUUUAUUUGCGCUGGCAUACUCACAGAGAAUCAGUUUAACCAAACAUAGUAAUUUAUACUAGGCUUGUAAUCCGAAGCGGAUUACUCGCUAAAGGCGAAAAGCUUUUCCCAGAGGGUAAAUUACUUUGGCAUGUCUUCGUUUUGCGCGUAUAAUUUUUAUGUAGAUUAUUGACAGUCGUGGUUGGGAGUUUUCGACAGUUUCAAAGCUCUCCAGAAAAUAAAAUAGGUCGUUUUUUUACCAGGAAGAUUCCCCGAGUAGAUUAAGUUAACACGGUUUAUAAUGUUUAUUACGUGGUCCACACAAUAAACACUAUAAACCGUGUUGACUUAGUCUGCUCUAAAAUCUUGACAUCAUACAUGUACAGACUUACUGGUUGCAUGGUUGAUGACAGGUUCUAGCGAAUGCAUAAAUACAUAUAGUCUUAAUUACUUGUUUGCCAUAAAGUAAUAUCUCUCUUGUAAUAUGCGCAAGUAUAGAUUACCUCUAAUAUAUUAGCAUUUCUUUGUAAUGUUGGAUUAUAUAUUCAUUAUCAUAAGUUUGUUUAGUUGUCUAAGAAUUCGCUUACACCGAAGCAAAGACAAUUUUAAAAGCUAUUUAUUUCGUGAUGCGGAUAGUGAUGCAUAGCUUCUGUGCAUUAGUUACAUUUAAGAUUUGAUGAUUUUCACGUUCCAAGGAGGAGGCUUGCUUUGAAAUUUGUGUAAAUCUAGGCUUUCAGUUAUGCUACUGAUUUUGAAUUUUUUAAAAUCUUUUUUCGCUAAGCAUAAUUUAGAUGGUCUAAAUGGGGUAGUAUAACUUCUAUUGUUAUACCUCCCAGAUCAAAUACGUUUUCCGAUUUGAGGAGAACACGUCACGUGCCGUGGGUCAAAACUCACUAACUUCCUAGGGAAACAACGACCUGUGAUCAGGUCGUGCACCCUCGACCCUCAGUUUUCCCCUCGGCUUCGCCUCGGGUAACACUGAGGAUCUCGGUGAAACAAAACUCACUGUUUCCCUUGGGGCCAGUCAUUAAGUGCUUAUUACAACAUAGCACGCACGCUAGUCCUACCUAAUUCCUAUUGAGCCAUCAUAAACGAAAUCUCUGCACGCACGGCGGUGCGUAUAUAACAUGAUGUGUGUAGUUUCAAUUUUCCGUCUAGUUUAGUGCAAGUUCCUUUUGUUGUUUCGGCAGCGUGAAGAUUACUCUGAACAGUUCAAACCAUACUUUGAGCCUUUGACUUUUGCCAAACUAAGAUGUUUACUUGAACUUGAGUAUUUUGACUUAAUUUGUCCACAUUUUUAUUGAGUAUUUUCAACUUUGUCUGCCUGCAUUUUCAUUAUAAUUACUUCGAAGAAGCGAAAUGUUCAUUGACAACUUUAGAAACCAGGUUGAGCGUUUUCGUUCAACUGUUGCUCAACUGGUUGUGGCGUGUUAGGAUCCUAAUGAGCUUUGUAUUCCUUCACCGUGCAUUGUGAAAGCUUUGUAAUCAAUUACAAAUAAAACGUGUUUUAGCGCCCAAUUGUUGUCGCCAUGUUAUAAAAGAAUUGGUUCAUGCUUUUAGCAUAGUUAAUUAGUUUUGCGUAUAUCGAGUUAUGGCUGCAGUUCGGAGGUUUGGAGAGCAUACACUCAAGAAGUUAGAGUUGCUCUCGGCUAUCGACUCGAGAAACUCCUACGCUUCUUUCGUGCUCUCCAAACUUCCCAAUUGCAUCCAUAACUCGAUAUACGCACACUAAGCGUGAACCAAUUAUUUAAGAGCUCGCUCGAGCAUCAUAG